UUUUGGACAUGCUUAAUUUCCAGCAUGCCUCCAUUUGAGAGCUAUUCAGACUUUUCUCUCCGGUCUCAUUUCCUGUCCCAUAAAUACAAGUGGAAGUCCCCAUUGUUUGGAAGUUUUAAAAUGUUCUCAAUGGUCCGUAGUGGGAAGAGUGGUGGCCUCCACCUGAAGCAGAUUGCCUACUACAAGCGAACAGGAGAGUAUCAUCCCACAACGUUGUCAAGUGAAAGAAGUGGAAUCAGGAGAGCAGCCAAAAAAUUUGUUUUCAGAGAAAAUAAAUUGUACUAUGUUGGAAAAGACAGAAACCAAAUGCGCCUGGUCAUUAUUUCAGAUGAAGAGAAGAAAAAGGUGCUUGAAAAGUGCCAUGAAAAUGCUGCUGGCACUCAUCAUGGCGUAUCAAGAACACUAGCUUUAGUGGAAUCUAAUUACUACUGGACCUCUGUAACAAAUGACGUCAAGCAGUGGGUGUAUGCUUGCCAGUAUUGCCAAGUGGCAAAGAAUACAACCACCACAGCACCCAAAACACACCCUAUCAAAGUGAAGGAUCCAUGGACAGCAGUCAGUAUAGACCUAAUGGGACCUUUCAGUGUUACCAACAGAAGCCACAAGUACGUCAUAAUUAUGACAGACUUGUUUACAAGAUGGACUGUUAUCUUGCCACUGCAUGACAUUUCAGCAGCUGAAGUUGCUAAGGCAGUCACAAAUGUGUUUUUCUUAUAUGGGCCACCUCAAAAAAUGCCAAUGGAUCAAGGGAAGGAGCUUGUUCAUCAGAUAAAUGAAGAACUGUUUGCAGUGUUUGGAAUGAAACAAAUUGUGUUGUCUUAUCCUCAGACAGAUCACGUAAAUGCAAGAACAUGCAAAACAAUCAAAGCUUUCCUUAACAAAUACUGCAUCAACCAUCCAAAUGAUUGGGAUGAACAUUUGUCUGCUAUUGCCUAUGCUUUCAAUUUGACAGAUUUGGAGCCAGGUCAAACCACCCCAUAUAUCCAAAUGUUUAAUCGUAAGCCACAUGUUGCUGAGCCAAUGAAUAUAUGUGCGGAAGGAGAAUACAGUGUGUUUGCCAAAAUGUUUAAAGCAGCUAAAACAGCCAGUCAAGCUCUAGAAGAGCAGAAAACCUCAGAUUGCCAGGUGGAGAAAAACACUUCAGAUGAACAGAAAAUCAGAAACAAAAUCACUGUCAAAAGGAAGCCAAAGCAGUUAAAUACCAUGCGACUUAAAGUUGGUCAUGAAGUCCUCAGGCAAAGAAAAAACUGGUGGAAAGAUGGUCGUUUCCAGUCAGAAUGGGUUGGUCCUUGCAUUAUAGAUUAUAUCACAGAUAAUGGCCACGCAAUAUUAAGAGAUGUCACAGGAUCCAGGUUGAAAAGACCCAUCAAGAUGUCUCACCUUAAGCCAUACAUAAGAACAUCCAGUGAAAAAGGACACUAUUUUUAUUGUUGGACAGUCACUCUGGCUUCCAGUUCCUCAUCAAACUACUCAUCCAUAAGGAGGAAGUCACAUGCAUGUCAAGCCUGCAGAUAAUCUCCAGCUGUUACAAUGACUUUAGUAAAUUGUGUCAUAGUAUAAAAAGUUAAAUGUAGUUGCCUUUGUAGAAUGAGAGCAUAGUAUGUUUACCAGUAGCAAAGCAGUAUGUAAGCAAAGAGUCUCUUUCCUUUCCCAGGAAAUGACUAAAGAUCAGUUGUCUGAUACCAGCAAAAACUUCAAUCAUGAAUGGUCAUGAAUACUUACAAAUCUUUAUACACUAAUAUUCACAUAUCUUUUCAUUGUGUAGAGAGGCAAACCAGGUUUUUCCAAAAUAAUAGGUGUUUCUUAUCAAACAGCCUAACAGCAAUCAAGAAUCAGGAAUAUUAUUUCAGGUGGAUAAGAACAGUGAAACUGGGCAGUGAAUGGCAUAGUGAAUGUCAUCUGUUUUCAUCCAUAAAGAAAUACAAGUAUCUUUAUAACAAAGGACUCCUCUUUAUUAGCAGGGGUCUACUUUUUUGUUAUCUGCAGCUGCUAUGGCGUAAAUCUGGUGGCAGAUACAUUUAAUCAUAACCCAUGUGUUGCUGAGUCAUUGAACAUAUGUGUGGAAGGAGAAUACAGUAUGUUCGCUAUGGUGUAAGUCUGGUGGCUGUCCCUUCAGGCUGGUGGCAUAACCUUGGAUGACAACAAAGCAUUUGUAAUGUUCUCUGAAAUCAAAAUGCAGAAAGUAUGUUUAGGGCGAGGAUAUUUCUGUCCUUGCCUCCCAACUUUGUAAGUGUUUCUAAAGUGUUUUGUUUACCUUGCUCCAAAAAUCUGAAGUGUGUCUUGCAUGUAUUACACUUCAAGUGUGUGAAUUUGGGAGUUUUAAAGGGGAAAAGCAAAGCCUUAAAAUGGGGUGCUACUUCUUUUAUUUGAGGAAAAAAUCUUUUGCAUGUAAGAAUAGGCAAUCAGAAGUAAAGUGGUUUUUUUUCAUAACCUUUUGUAACAGUCUCUCAAUCCUGAGUCAGCGCAUUGAUAGAGCCCUUGGUACAGGCAACACAGACUUGCAGUCUGGGUGUACCUGGGUUGCUUGCUGCCUGUGUGUCUUUACAGCCAGGAAGAAGUUCCAGGGGACACCUUAUGCAUACAUAAAUAUACAUGUCUGAAGCAACAUUUUGUCUUCCUUGUUUGAGUGUAGUUUGGUUUAAAUAUUAAAAUCAAGAUAACGC
Messenger RNA from Neopsephotus bourkii (Bourke's parrot), 2663 nucleotides. It is a transcript of the gene GIN1, whose product is annotated as gypsy retrotransposon integrase 1. The record is from RefSeq and is a predicted model, not a curated record. NCBI's taxonomy places the organism in Eukaryota, Metazoa, Chordata, Aves, Psittaciformes, Psittacidae. The coding region runs from base 25 to 1515 and encodes 496 amino acids. Gene Ontology annotation, molecular function: nucleic acid binding. The transcript is spliced from 8 exons. Gene Ontology annotation, biological process: DNA integration.